Molecule: messenger RNA, 3548 nt
Organism: Plasmodium vivax (malaria parasite P. vivax)
Lineage: Eukaryota; Apicomplexa; Aconoidasida; Haemosporida; Plasmodiidae
Exons: 1
Coding region: 735-3548 (937 amino acids)
Biological process (GO): rRNA processing
Cellular component (GO): nucleus
Molecular function (GO): RNA binding
Source: RefSeq, a predicted model, not a curated record
GUACAAUUGCGUUAUGAAGGUUAUUUGAUAAAAUUAAAAGGAGCAGGCGAUUACAUACAAAUUGUUCGCUUGCGCGCAUUCAUUUUAACGUUUUCGCAGUGAAAACUGAUUUUUUUGGAGGCCCCUCGCAGGCUGUACGGGUAGAAAUUGUUUCCUCGCGCCCUUUCGCCAUUACGCCAUUUCUCCAUCGCGCCACCGCACUGGCAAAUUGUUAUAUGCACGUGGGGAUAUGUUGCAUCGUUUAGCGGAGGAUGCAAAUGGUCAUUCCGAGUGAGAGCAUUCUUAUGCGAGUCUCGUGCGAUCCCUUUAUAGCGAAGGGGAGAACUCCCACUAGAGCUUCUCGCGGCCGACCAUUUUCAGCCCCCGCAACUUUAUAGAGGGUAGCAAAGCGCAUACGCCUUCGUAGGCCUAGAGAGUGCCCACCUGUUAAUGUACCAGCGAAGGAGCGAUCAGAAAGGCGCUUAAUUGCCGGCCCCGCUACCUGAGCGACGUCUUGCGCGCAGUCCAUAUGUACAUAUAUAUAUGUAUAUAUAUAUAUGUAUAUAUAUGCGCUAACGUGUAGGGACCGUCGCGCCCAUCACGCAGUAGUACCCGUUGGGAGUGCCAGCGCCGUUGAGCAAGUACCCACCCGUAUACACGUGGGGAACCACCUCCCAGCUGUGGCGCUGCGAACAGGUGCCCAAACGCAUGUCCAGAAAGGAACAGUCGAUAAGUGCCUCAUGCUGUAAAACAAAAUGAACGAUAAUUCUCUAAAAAUAAAUGAUAACACGUUAAGUAUGGAAAGCUGGGUAGAGCAGCAAACGAUGGGGAAUGAUGAAAAUGGGAAGAAAAAUCUAAGCGAGAGGAAAAAAGAAGCGAAACAUAACGACUCGGAAAGCAAAGCACAACAAGGGGUAGGUAAAAACAAGGAGGAUUUGAAGAGACAAGAUGAAAACGACAGCGAAAUGGCCAUCAAGAAAGAAAUCAGCAAAAUUAACGAAUGUGCAAAUUGCACCAAUUUGGAUGAAACGAAAGAUUAUACAAUUAUUGUGCCCCCAAGGAAAAAAAUGAGAAACAUGACAAAUGAAGAGGCCGAAGGGGGAAGUCCAAACGGUGGAAAGGCCAACGGGGAGGAGAGUUUCAUCCCCACUGGCAAAAGCCACAGUAGUGAACAGGAGUACAUCACGGAAUUGCUGCAAAGCAGUUCCUUCGAUUUGAAGCAUAAAAAGAAGAAGUUGAAAAAAAAGAGCGCUUGCGAUGGUGGCAAGAGGGAGAACGGCCAAGGGGGAAAGAGUGGGAAAAACAAAUCAAAUGGGAAAAAUAAACCCAAAGGGAAAAGUGCAAAAUGUGAGAAGAAGUAUGGCCGGAAGGUCGACCAGUCGAGUGAUGAGGGGGGCGCUGGAGAGAGCAUCGAAGGGAGCGGCGAAGAUAGCGGCGAUGAUAGCGGCGAUGAUAGCAGCGAAGUGGUUAGCGAAGGGAGCAACCCCCUUGCGAAGAGAAAAGGCAAAAAAGCGGACAAGCAGAAAAAGCUUAACAUGCUAAGGGAAAAGCUAAACAAAACGAAGAAAAUUAACUUUAAAAAGGAAAAGAAUAGCAGCAAAAAUGACAAACAGAGGUAUGCCAAGUACAAGAGAAACAAAGAAAACAUCAAAAUGACCUUCGACGUGACCAGCCGCUUUACCGUCUUAGGGUGUGACUGGGACAAUAUAUCCAGUGCCGAUAUUUUCUACCUCUUUGAAUCAUAUUACAAUUUUGAAAAGAGGAAAAAAAAAAAUAUUGAUUAUACCAAAAGUAGAGCUGUGAAGAAGGUCACCAUAUACACAUCCAAAUAUGGGGAAAAGAAACUCAAGCAGGAGAAGAGACAUGGCCCCAAAAUUAAUUUAGACAUUCUGAAGCUGAAGAGGAAAGGCGACGGAGCUGUGUAUAGGCAGAACAACUUUCUAGAUUACUUACAGGAUGAAGAGGAUGAGGAGGGGGCGCUCAGCUCAAGUGAGGACAGCAGCAGCGAGGGGGGCACCGACGAAAGUGGCAGUAAUGACGAGAGCGUCGAAAGUGACGAAAGUGAGGAACGUGACGAAAGUGACGAACGUGACGAAAGCGCAGACCUGGACGAAGGUGCGGACCGAGACGACAGCACAGGCGACGACGAAAGUGCGGACUCGGACAGCAGCGCGGGUCAUGGCGCCAAGGGUAAGAAGAAGGCGUCCACAAAGGAGGGUACAACGGUGAGGGGCCCUUCCAAAGGCAAACUGAAAAAAAAACCGAGCGAGGAAGCCACUCUGCACACCAGCCACAGUGCCGACGAGGAGGAAGAAAAUGAAAAAAUCCGGCUGUACCAAAUCCAGCGCUCAAGAUACUAUUUCGCAGUAGUGGAAUGCUAUAAUAAAGAAAUAGUCGAAUUUUUAUAUGAAGAACUGAACGAUAUGGAUGCAGAUUUUUGCAUAAACUAUUUGGACCUUAGGAUAAUUGAUGAUAGCUGCUCCCUUGAUGACUAUAAAGUGAAGGAGGCAUGCACGAAGAUCCCUGAGAAUUAUCAAUUCCAUUAUAGCGUGAGCACACCGUUAAAGCAUACGCAUGCCAAGCCUACGUGGGAUGAAAAUCCCAAGAGGAAAAAACUCCUGUCCACGAGGUUUACUGAAGAAAAGUUAAGAGAACUGGACUUGAAGGAGUACCUAGCUAAUUCUUCAUCCAGCGAUGAGGAGGAGGAAGAGGAAGACGCGGACGAAGAAGAGAAGGAGCAGGGGAAAAAUCGCAACAAGGAUAACUCACCACCCAACAAAAGGGAAAAAUACAACAGGGAAGAUUACAGAAAGCUGCUCCUUGGCGAUUGGUUAAACGAAGAUGAUACGGAAAGUGCGCAGAAGGAAGAGCCCAACUGGGGAGUGGCCAAAACGAGUGGCAAAGGUACACGGGGAGACGACCUCAGCAAAAUGAACCUCUCCAUGUACUUGGACGAAAUGGAGGAAGAUUUUGCAGACAAGGAGGGAGUGACCAAUUUGUCGAAAGGGGGAACUUUUGCCUCGAAGAAGAACGUAGGUGGAAGCGUCAAGAACGAGUUAGCUCAAAGUUACCAUGAAAAAGGUGGUGAGAAAAAUAAGCAUAAAGGGAAAGGAAGCGGCGCUGCCACUGCUAAGGCGGCUGACGAGGUUGGCGAGGUUGGCGACGCUAAGGACGAUGACGAUAGCGACAACGAAAACGAAGUCGUGCAGGUUUUCAAAAACAUGCUAAAAAAUAAGGACCAAAAGGAAGAAAAGAAAAACCCGUGGGAUAAGUACCUAGAUAGGGUGAGACAGAAAAAGAAGUUAAAGAAAAAGGCCUAUUUGGAGUCCCUAAAAAAGAAAGAUGAAGAAAUAAAAAAAAUCAUAACGAAAAAAACAAACAAGAGAAAAAAAGAUGUCAUGUUUAAAGGCCACGGAGAAAACCUCCUAGAAAAAGUAAAUGAUGGCCACAUAAUCGAUAGCAGAUUUGCCGACUUGUACAAAAAUAAAGAUUUUAAUUUGGACAUCACGAACCCGAACUUUAAGAAGACCAAAUUUAAUGAGGACAUCCUUCAGAAGAAGAAGUUGUAA